UUCAAGUCAAUAAGAUGCUAUAGUUUCAGUCCGAUGUCAGAUAAGGAAAUAUUCAUGGACAGAAUGAGUCUGAAGAGAUUUGUUUCCGUUUGACAAGUGAGGUUUAUCAGCAGAGCCGGGCCCGUGGAUUGAUCGGCGAGGUUUGGUAUCCAAACAUGGGGAGACAAACAUUCCAACAGGUAGGAAAAGCUUUCUGUUGCACUGAAAAUGAUUUUCUGUUAUCAGUGAUAGGAAUGACAAUGGCUCACAUACAUUUCUACAUUUGCCUUCUGAUUCCCUUCUCUUCUAUAAAUGUGUAUACAGUACUGAGUAAUUCUCAGGAGUGUUAUAAAGUAGACGGAAACAAAGAUGGAAUCCUUCCAGGAACCUACGUUGGAAUUGUACAUCUACAAAAUGAAAAAAUUGGAAGCAUAUGGUUUUCAAACGACACGGGGAGUAAAUGUAUUUGCAGAUUCUCCAACAACCAUUUCAUUCAGAAUGUGACUUACUACGGGAUGCAUAUACCUGACAUUCAAAGUUUAUUUGAUACCGGAUGUCAUAUAGUGAAAAAUAACAAAGUGGAAAAAAUUGGAUAUAAUUGUGCGCUCAAUAUAACAGAGAAAAAACAUAUAAAUGAUGUCAAUUGUACAAAUACCGCUAUCGCCUCCUCUCCAUUGUCCACUACCUUUAUAAUUCCUACAGAUCGAUUAGAAACAAGACCGUUGUCGACUUUUACCACUAUUUCACCAAUGAUUAGUGCCUCAGAAGCCAUACCCUCCUCUGGAUCUGGUUCUCCGGAACAGUCGUCAGGCUCUACUGGACACUCCACAGAGUCUGUAGUUAGUACUGUAAGGGGUACAACAACUGUAACUCAUAAACCAGGAACAAAGUCACACGUGUCGUCACUCACUCUACUAACUAUUGCGUCUGUUAGUCUUACAGCUGUUACAACUAAUCCAACUAAACACGGCAGUCCUUAUGGUUUAACGUCAGAGAAGGUCUCACCUUCACCAGAGAAUGUAAAUCCUUCAGCAGGGCUGACCACUGAUCAGCGUUUAGAGAUCACGACUAUAAACAAAACAGAGACAAGUUCUGGCCUAACAUUGGAAAUAAUCAUCCCCCUCGUUCUAGCAGUCGUCCUCCUUUCCUUCAUUAUACUUAUCUUAGUAUGCAUCAGAAAACAGCGGGAAAAGAAACGAAUAUUUAAGUACGAGGUAUCCCCGACACCAAGUCUUCGUCUACAGGAAUCUAAUUCAGAUAAAGAGGAGAUUCUGAAGUAUAACAAUGAGUUUCAUGAGUACGGAACUAAACACAACAUCUUAUAUGAAGGUGAUGAUUAUUGUGAACAUGGUAUUUUUAAUAAAGCCUUUAUUGAGACCCAUCCAGGGGCCAGCAAGAAAAAGGAUGAAAGAGUGUAUGCGCCCACUCUAGAACGUCAUCCAGAAGAACUAGUUCUGGAAGAAGAAGAACCGGGUACCAGUACACAAUAUGUUCUUAGCAAUGACAAGGAGAACAUUGUUCCAACUGAGUAAUUCAAUAAAAAUGUUAAGCCCAU
This is a messenger RNA of Saccostrea echinata, 1534 nucleotides long. RefSeq lists its product as uncharacterized. Lineage: Eukaryota; Metazoa; Mollusca; Bivalvia; Ostreida; Ostreidae. The coding region runs from base 156 to 1511 and encodes 451 amino acids. The record is from RefSeq and is a predicted model, not a curated record. The transcript is spliced from 6 exons.